AGCCAGUUAAUGAUUCUCAGGAGGCCCUGACCCCUGUAGCCUUGGCCCUCAGACCUGGUCAGAAGCAGUCAUGGGGUACUGGGCCUGGGUCCCCGCUCCCUGGCCACCGUUCCGAUUCACCCUGUUGCUGCUGCUGCCGCUGCUGCUGUCUCAGGGAGCCCAGUCCCAGUCCGGUGGGAACAAGACUGUGACACCAGCUCCUAACAGUACACUGACCAUCAGGAUCCUAGGGACCCCCCAAACCACCAUGAAAUCUAUGACCCCAAACACAAGUAUUCCAGAAACAGAGCAACCCCACGGUGCGGGGUACAAGCCCCUACCCAGAGUGGCUUCCUCACGCAGCAGCCCUGAGGGUGCAGCAGUGCUCACAGAGGACGGACAGACCUGCAGGUUCCCCUUCCGCUAUGGAAGCCGCAUGUUCCACUCCUGCACACUGGAGGGCAGCACGCACAGGAAGUGGUGUGCCACCACCCACAACUAUGACCGGGACCGGGCCUGGGGCUACUGUACACAGACGCCCAUUCCCGAGGAGGGCACAGCUACCCCGGACCCCUGCGCCUCCAGCCCCUGCCUCAAUGGGGGCUCCUGCUCCAGCGGUGCCAUCCCAGGGUCCUUCCACUGCACCUGCCCGGUGGCUUUCUCGGGCUUGGACUGCAGCUUAGAGAAAUGCUUCGAUGGGACACGCCACGAGUACCUGGACGAAGGCGAGCGCUGGGCCCGCGCGCAGGAAGCCCGCGUCCAGGAGUGCGAGUGCAUCGGGGGCCGCAUCCUCUGCGCGGACACCGCGGGCGCAGGUACGCGGCCGACCCCGUCCCGCCACCCGUCUCCCUGCCCCUCUCACCCCCGCCCCUGCCCACCCCCAGAGUGUCCGGGCAGCCCCUGCCUCCACGGAGGCACCUGCCACGCGGUCGUGGCCACCGGAGCCACCGCCUGCGCCUGUCCGCCGGGCUACGCUGGGCGACACUGCGACAUCGAGCCCGCCCAGCGCUGCUUCCUGGGCAACGGCGCGGACUACCGCGGCGUGGCCGGCACCGCCGCCUCCGGCCUCCGCUGCCUGGCCUGGGACUCGGACCUGCUGCACCAGGAGCUGAGCGCGGCGGCGGUGGGCGACGCGCAGCUGCGAGGCCUGGGCCCGCACUCCUACUGCAGGAACCCGGACCUGGACGAGCGGCCCUGGUGCUACGUGCUGGAGGACAGCGUCCUCUCCUGGGACUACUGCCGCCUGGCAGCCUGCGAGUCUCUCGCCAGGAAACAGCCGCCCGCACCGGACUUGCCGGGCCGGGGAUCGGCCCCCGCGCCCGGCCCCAGCUGCGGCAGGAGGCACCAGAAGCGGAGUUUCCUCCAGCCCCGCAUCGUCGGCGGCUCGUCCGCGCUGCCCGGCUCCCACCCCUGGCUGGCGGCCGUCUACAUCGGGGACCGCUUCUGCGCCGGCAGCCUGGUCCACACCUGCUGGGUGGUGUCGGCCGCACACUGCUUCUUGGGCAGCCCGCCCAGCGACAGCGUGACCGUGGUGCUGGGGCAGCACUUCUUCAACCGCACCACCGACGUGACACAGACGCUGGCCGUGGAGAAGUACAUCUUGUACCCUCUGUACUCAGUGUACAACCCCAGCGACCACGACCUGGUGCUGAUCCGCCUGAGGAAGAACGGGACCCGAUGUGCCCUGCGCUCCCAGUUCGUCAAGCCCAUCUGUCUGCCAGAACCCAGCAGUCCCUUCCCCGUGGGGCAUCGGUGCCAGAUAGCAGGCUGGGGCCACCAGGAUGAGAAUGCGAACAGCUACUCCAGCCACCUGCGAGAGGCCCUUGUGCCCCUGGUGGCCGACCACAAGUGCAGCAGCCCCGAGGUGUACGGUGCCGACAUCAGCCCCAACAUGCUCUGCGCAGGCUACUUUGACUGCAAAUCAGAUGCCUGUCAGGGGGACUCCGGUGGGCCCCUGGUCUGCGAGAAGAACGGAGUGUCCUACCUGUAUGGCAUCAUCAGCUGGGGUGAUGGCUGUGGGCACCUCAAUAAGCCGGGAGUCUACACUCGCGUGUCCAAUUAUGUGGGCUGGAUCAACGAUCGCAUCCGGCCCUCCAAGCAGCCUGUGACCCCCACCUGAGAUUCCCUGCAUCCU
Molecule: messenger RNA, 2113 nt
Organism: Suncus etruscus (white-toothed pygmy shrew)
Lineage: Eukaryota; Metazoa; Chordata; Mammalia; Eulipotyphla; Soricidae
Gene: HGFAC
Product: HGF activator
Exons: 13
Coding region: 71-2098 (675 amino acids)
Biological process (GO): zymogen activation; blood coagulation
Cellular component (GO): extracellular region; rough endoplasmic reticulum
Molecular function (GO): serine-type endopeptidase activity
Source: RefSeq, a predicted model, not a curated record